GGAGCAGCAACCACCCCACUGAACUCGCACGUUGGAUGACCCUGAAACCAAAUCAUCGCGCUGGUCCCGAACUUUUCCGUUUGCACCAUGCUGCCCUUAACUCCAAUGCUCCCCAAACGCCCUCCACGGUGAAGUCGACCUCAUCCACGGUGGAGCUCCCGCGCCUUAUCCACCGCGCAACAGCAUCAUGCUUGCUGGACCGCCCCGCCUCGUCUCGCUCGUUUCCGUCCUGGUCCUGUUUAUCCUAGCGUGGAGCUUCCUGCGACUCGACAGCGCACCGCACUCCUCAUUCCGAUUCGGCAAGAUACUGAGCUCGACAUCUCCAAGCUCUUCGCUGCGCGGCGAUCCGCUUGACUUCGGCAUUCCAUUGCGCUUCAAAGAUGGGGAGCCGAAGCCGACGGGCACAAAUUAUACGUGGUCCAUCGUGAUCCCAAAGACGAAGAAAGAGGACCUUAAAUGGCUGCGGGGAGAGAUACCGGAGGCAAAGUUGGUGGUAUACGAGGUCGACAAUCCGAAUGCUGAAUAUAAGAUUCCCAAAAACAAAGGCAGAGAGGCUAUGGUCUAUCUCACGUACAUGAUUGACCAAUACGAUGACCUGCCCGAUACCACAGUUUUCAUGCAUGCGCAUCAUCAUGCGUGGCACAACAAUAACCUGCUCAUGCAGGAUGCGCUGGGUAUGCUCAAGCGGCUGAACCACGACCGAGUUGCGCGAAUGGGCUAUAUGAACGUGCGAUGCCAUCACGAGCCCGGGUGCCCCGACUGGAUCCACAUGGACCGACCAGGUGGUGAUUUCGACUUCUUCCGCAAGCCGGAGGAGAUACACUGGCGCAAGAGCAUCUGGGAAGAGAUCCACCCGGGCGCACCCAUUCCCUCGUCACUCUCCGGCGUUUGCUGCGCGCAAUUUGCUCUCAGCAGAGAAAGAAUUCGCCAGGUGCCCAUCGAGCGACUGCUACACUACCGCAAAUGGCUGCUGCACACGGGCAUGGACGACACCUACUCGGGCCGUGUCUUCGAAUAUAUCUGGCACUACAUCUUUACGGGCCACGAGGUCUACUGUCCCGCACAGAACACAUGCUACUGCGACGGCUACGGCAUCUGCUUUGGCGGGCGCCAGAAGUACGAGGAGUAUGAAAACAAGCAGAAGGAACGCGACAAGUUGUUCACAGAGUUUGACGCCAUCAUCAAGAAAUCAGACAAAGCGAAGGAGGAGGGCAAGAAAGAGCCUGCUCUUACGGAGGAUGAGACGAAAGAGCUGGAGACGUUGACCAAGAUGAUACCGGAGAUUGAUCGGUGGUUGGAGGGGAAGAGGAAGGAUGCGUUUGAGAGGGGCGAGGAUGAGGCGAAUCGCAAGGAGGAGAGGGAGUCGUAUGAUAGUAGCCGGAUUUGGGACUACGGACCGCCUGCCGGUUUGGUGUCGUGAGAUGGAGUACAUCUGUAGUAAUGACUGCACGAGGAUGAUUCUUCUGUAUAUAUUACUGGUGGCGCGAUAGAAUACAUAUGGGCUUCCAGCCUUCCCUUCG
Paraphaeosphaeria sporulosa is the source of this 1520-nucleotide messenger RNA. RefSeq lists its product as uncharacterized. The coding region runs from base 188 to 1420 and encodes 410 amino acids. The transcript is spliced from 2 exons. The record is from RefSeq and is a predicted model, not a curated record. NCBI's taxonomy places the organism in Eukaryota, Fungi, Ascomycota, Dothideomycetes, Pleosporales, Didymosphaeriaceae.